This is a messenger RNA of Brassica rapa (field mustard), 2849 nucleotides long. Its product is annotated as O-fucosyltransferase 23-like. Lineage: Eukaryota; Viridiplantae; Streptophyta; Magnoliopsida; Brassicales; Brassicaceae. The record is from RefSeq and is a predicted model, not a curated record. Gene Ontology annotation, biological process: pollen-pistil interaction.
AAUCAGAACUAUCAAAGCUUUACUCCUUAAAUAUUGUAACUUAUAAGGUCAGACCUACUCGCCUAAACAUGUACCCAUAAUGCGUGAAGAAUCUAUGUACCACAUGGAUGUAUGAUGAAUAUUGAAAUGAACAACAAUUUGCAUACUUGGUUAAUUUAUGGCGUCUGAAGAUUUUUAUUUAUAAUCCUAAAGUAGCUUGUAACGGUGACGUACGGCUACGGGCAACCGGUGGGAGGCUACGUACGCGGUACGGUACGCGCAUGAAAAUGGUGGACAAUGAACGUAUAUUAUGUGUUUUCUUUACUCCAAAUAAAUUUCUCACUGUUGAGUUUUAUAUGCAUAUAAAACUCUUUUAGCUACUGUUUAAAAUCGACUUACUUUAGGACUGUGUGCCCGAUCUCACACCGAUUUUCUCAUGAUUAGUCUAUAUACGCACGUUACAGAGCAUGAUUAACUAUAAUAAGUAUAUGUUUGAGUUGUAGAAGUUGACUUUUGAAGUUUAGAGUUUCCUCGUUGGUGCCCAUGUUGCUACGCAUUGAUGAAAAGAGAGAGAUACAUGCAGAUUCUCUUUGUCCCCGCUAUAUAAAAAUUGUAAAAUAUACUUGUAACUUGCAUGUACACCGUCUUCAACUCCCUUUUGUUUAGCUGCACAUGGUAUUUCAUUUUCAGCUCCCUUAGUGGCGCUCAAUAUGAAUCUAUACAUACUAAUAACUGAAAUCGACAUUAAUGCAAAAUAAAAAUAAAAAUUAAGCAUCCUUGUUGACCUUGGCCGAUGUAAUAUCUGAUUUUUUUUUAAAGAUAUAUAUGAAUUAGAAAUUACAAUAAAAAUAUUGGUUUAUUUGUGUGGCUACGAAGUAAGAACACACACAAGGUUGGUUAAAUUAUAAAAAAAUCAAUGGAGAAACGAAUAUAGCGACUUGUUCGAGGCCAUUGUCAACUAAGAAAGAAACUAGUGAUAUUUUUUUUUCAUACAUACGUUCAGAACUCAUAAUUAGACUGAACGCGUGAAGCUUAAAAAAUAUAGAGUCCACCAAACCCUUACCAAGAAUUCUUAAAUAUUCAAUUCAGCCUUCACCUAAAUUUGAUUAUUUAUUAUAUAUUCACAAGAAGCCUCAUCAUCACCGUUCAAAUAUUUCUCCCCUUGCACUUUUCUCCGUGAUUAUGUUGUGUUUAGGUUCAAGAAGCUUCAUUAUCCUCCAUUUUCAAAUAUUUUAUUCCUUAAAAAAAUGGAAACCUCAGUUUGUAUAUUCUUGCGGGUUCUUAGUUGUCAGUGAGUCAGGUCUCUGUUAUUGGUGAAUCUGAACCUAUUGUUCUCUCUAUGGGAUGAAUUCGCCGUCGAGUUACAAGAAUCUGAGACUCUUUUCAAAACCCAUCGCUUUCAAAUGUCUUGUUCUCGUUGGUAUUGCUCUGUUCUACAAAGCUCUGUUUCUCUCUUCCUCUCCCAGAAACCUUCUCUCGAUCCGAGCCUCAGAUUCCUCCUCUACCUAUGGAGUCAGGACCGAUAAGUUUCUGGAGGCUCCUCAGAUCGUGUGGGGACUGAACAACCAGAAGAUAGCUUUCGCCAGAGCGUGCUUGACGGCGAGAACGAUGAACAGAACGCUUCUCAUGCCUAGUUUAAGCGCUUCCUUGUUCUACAAGGAAGUCGACAAGCUUCUUCCCAUUCCCUUUGAUAAAGUGUUUCAGUUCGAAAGGUUCAACUCUCUGUGUAAUGGGUUCGUGCGGCUAGCUCGGUUCUCUGACGUUAGAAACAGAACGCAAGUCUUUGAUUUGGAGAAAGGCAGUGGGAGAAGAUGGACGGUGGAGAGAGAUUUGGAUCAGCUGAAACAGUCUGUGUCCGUUGAUGAGUUUGAAGUGAUCAAUGUGAAAGGGAAGAACCCUUUCUUGUGGCAUGAUCACUGGCCGGUUAAGGAUUAUGCUAAGGUCUUUGAGUGUAUGGUUGUGGUUGAUGAGAUCUCGAGGGAAGCAGAUAAAGUGGUGACGAGAAUCAGACAAGCAGGGGGAGAUAGAAUCAUCAUGGAGGGUCAUGUUCCUUUUGUUGCGGUUCACAUGAGGAUAGAGAUAGAUUGGAUGAUACAUUGCAAGAAGCUAGAGCAAAGGCAGAAAGUUUCAGAGAUUUGUAGUAGCAAAAGAGAGAUUAUGGAGAGAGUAGGGAACAUUUCAGGUUUAGAGACUCCCACAGUUCUUUACCUAGCGGUAGCUGAUAGUCUCUUGGAAGAGAAAGAAGGAGAAUCACCGGUGUUAGCGGGUUGGAGAGAAGGGUUGAUACCUUUUGAGAAGAAGAAGCUUGGGGUUAAAGAGGAGGUUUAUGGAAAGUACUCGUAUUUGAUUCAGUCAGCUAUAGAUUACGAGGUGUGUUUAAGAGCAGAUGUUUUUGUUGGUAAUAGCUUUUCGACUUUCUCUAGUCUCAUUGUUCUUGAGAGGACUCAGAAGGCGAGAAGGUUAGGGGUUGUGAGUUCUUGUGAUGAUGGUGGAAACGUGUGGAGAUCUUAUGCUUAUAAUCUGGCUGGAGAAUCAGAGGGAGUUCCAAGGAGAUGGAUGACUAAUAUGACUCAUUCAAGCUUGGAAGCUAUUAGCUAUGGCUCAAACACUGUUUCUUGUUCAAGUGAAUGAAGUUGAGACAUUUUAGAAUUAGUUUUUUUGGUCUUUUUUUUUAUACAAUUCGUUUAUUUGUGGGGUACAAAGUUGUGUAGAUUUUAGAUCUCUUGUUCUUCAAUUUGGUCUUCUGAUGGUAAUUAUUGUGAGACAAAAAGAGAGUAAGAAGUGGAAUCUAUAGAAACCAAUUCUUUAUUUGUCAGAGAAGACAUUCAUGUACAAACAAUCUCUUAAUUCAAAUUUCAAGAAUUACAAAU